AUGGAGACAGACGACCCAAACGCGAGAUUCGCAAUUCACGCCGCCUGCCUUCAAAAGGUCGAGGCUCUGCUUCACGCGGACGCAAAGCUUUCUCGCCGCCGCGACGAGGAUGAUCGAUUGCCAUUCCACUGGGCCGCAAGUCACAAUCGCCUUGAUAUCGUAGACCUGCUCUCCGAGCAGAAGGGUUUCGAUGUAGACGCCCAGGAUGGCGCGGGCUGGACGGCGCUCCACAUGGCAGCCAGCUUGAAGGAUGGCGACGACCUGGUCGACUUCCUACUGGCGAAAGGUGCCGAUCCCAACAUCAAGACCAACAACUCAUCAACCGCACUCUUCUUCGCUGCCUCUAAAGGCAAUGUCGAUACUGCUCGCAAGCUCGUCGCACACAAGGGUUCUGCACGAGUGAAAGACACGCGUGGUCAGAUGCCACUACACCGGGCGGCUGCGGUGGGCAACGUACCGAUCUUGAAGCUGCUACUGGACAACAAAAGCCCGAUCAAUGCAACGGACAUUGAUGGGAGCUCAGCUUUACACCAUGCCAUCGCCGAGGGCCAUGGCGAGGCUGCAAUUGAGCUUCUCAAGGCCGGUGCCGACUCGGACAAGACGGACAGCAACGGCGCCUUGCCGAUUUUUCUCGCACCCGAUGCAAAGGUCAGGGAUUACAUCUUGCGUAAGGCUGAAGAAGACGGAAUCACCUUGGCCACGGCAUAG
Ramularia collo-cygni is the source of this 708-nucleotide messenger RNA. Its product is annotated as related to 26s proteasome subunit p28. The transcript is spliced from 2 exons. Gene Ontology annotation, molecular function: protein binding. Gene Ontology annotation, cellular component: cytoplasm; nucleus. The record is from RefSeq and is a predicted model, not a curated record. Lineage: Eukaryota; Fungi; Ascomycota; Dothideomycetes; Mycosphaerellales; Mycosphaerellaceae. Bases 1 to 708 code for a protein of 235 amino acids.